AUGAAGAAACAAGAACCUCAUAAAGAUGCAGGUUUAAGCGAGAGACCGAGAAAACAAAGGAGUCGAACAUUUAACCGUCACGCAAAUCAACUUGCAGCAACACUGUCGCAAAAUUCAUCACUACAGCGAUCAGGGAAUGAAUCAGGGUCCAAUAAUCGACCUCCCCUGCUUACAAAUGCACGUCGUACUUCGCAAUUAGGAAUGAAUCAACUGCUGCAACAGCCUCAGCGUCUUUCUCAAGGCCUGCAACUGCUACUGCAACUGCAACUGCAACAGAGACAAGUACCGUCGAAUCUACCUCGACUGGCCCGCGUCGAGGAAGCAAUUGCAUUGAGCGAUGCUAAGCCAUUAACAUCCAGUUUUAUAAAACGAAACACUAGCUCGCUAUCGCCAGGAAAUUCUGAAGUUAAACCAAAACCAUUCGUGGUUGAAAUAGCCAAUAUUGGCCAAAGUACAUCACAACAGGAAAUUGAACAAUUACUACAGCAGACAGUCAGUGAUGAAAACUUUAAAAUUGUCAAACUUUUAACAACCAACCCAGCAAAAGUAAUUGUUCGGGUUGAAAGCUUAGGUGCUUGUAAUAAUAUAAUACAAGCCUUGAAUGGAGUAGAAUGGAAGGGCUCUACACUUUCUGUUUAUAUUAAUUUAGAGGCAACGGAAAAGACUUCAGCCCUUCCUGGUUCCGAUAAAGGCUCCACCGACUCAACAAAGCCAGAGUUCAAUCGAACAUAUAUCCCACCCCAAUAUCGUCAACCGUCACUACUGAGGAAAAGUAACUCAUCCUUUAGGUCUCAGAAGCUGACAGAUUCCUCCAUGUCGUCGUUUGACUCACGCCGAUCGAAUACUGCCGAUUCUAGAGCCAGUAGUCACGCAAGCUCAAUCUUUUCCAACUACGGUCACAGACACUCGAGUAACUUAUCCACAGUUUCAACCGACCUGGUGUCGGCCAAACAUCUGGUUCCGUCCUUUAUUAUGAAUAUGAUGCAGGGGAAUACUCUACCUGAGCCAACAGUUGAAGAAGAAGAGGGUGAAAUGAAUGAUUCAGAACAAGACAAAGAGCAAGCAGGUGAAGAGGAUCAUGUCGAGGCCUCGACAGAUGAAGAUUUAAUUGAAGUUCCAGCAGGAGAAGGAGAUAGUCCAGAGCAAUUGAUAAAAGUAAGCCCCACUCGCUUGUUUGUCGGUAAUGUUCCUUAUUCUUCAAAUUGGGCGUCAUUGAGAAAAUUCCUUAUAGAAAAGGCCAAUGAGAUUGAUCCCGAUAAUGGAAUAUCUAUACUCCGAGUUGAGAUCCCAAUUCUGCAAAUGACUCUAAAUGAGGGGCUAUUCUAUGGACAAGGCACAAUGCACCAACCUCAAGUUCUAUCUAGGAGCAGGGGUUUUGCCAUUGUGACCACAAAAGAUAGAGCAUCUUCACAAAAGCUUAUCGAGUUGUUGAAUGAUGUUGAGUUUGAAGGGCGGGCUUUAACUAUACGUUUUGACAAAUUUCCUCAAUUCAACAACUACACUGUACAACAACUUCAUCGAACUCCAUUAUACUCGAGACCAAUUCCAGGUACGUUUGGGAGACAGUAUGGCAAUUCUGAAUUACCAAUGCACAAUCGUGCUCCGCCUCAACUGGGGUACCCACAAAUGCCGCCAGUCCCAUUAGUACCACAACAAGCAACAAAUUUCAAUGCCCAACAGAAAUUUGUGUCGACCCCAUCUGGCCCUUCAUUGUUAAGUAAUUUAGCAUUCGAACGCAAUCUGCUCCAACAAAAGAUCUACUAUGGCAACCCCCAAAACCCACAAGCUGGUUAUUCAGCAGCCAAUCCUCCUACUGUUUUGCAGCCACCUCAAGCGCCACCGAAUUUCCCAAUGUCAUCAUCUAGUCCAAACCAGAAUGCGCCUACAUCGGGAUACUAUUUCAUGCCGUACUACUUCCAAGCUCCUCCUCUACCGGGAUCCAAUGUAUAUCAAUCUUAUGGAGUUCCACUUGGUGCGACUCCAGCUCCGGGUCCUGUCCCGGCACCAAUUCCGUCGUCGCAAUAUUUUGACCCACCAAAUACUGUACAGCAGCAAGGCACAAAUCGAUCUAGUGGAAAUACUGGAACUGAUUGUGACCCAGAAGAGCAGCUUACAAGGGAAGUAUUUGGAAACUUAUCACUUAAUGAUAGUUAA
Lodderomyces margitis is the source of this 2154-nucleotide messenger RNA. RefSeq lists its product as uncharacterized. The coding region runs from base 1 to 2154 and encodes 717 amino acids. The record is from RefSeq and is a predicted model, not a curated record. NCBI's taxonomy places the organism in Eukaryota, Fungi, Ascomycota, Pichiomycetes, Serinales, Debaryomycetaceae. Gene Ontology annotation, molecular function: mRNA binding. Gene Ontology annotation, cellular component: cytosol. The transcript has a single exon.